GAGUUAAGCGUGGUUAAUAAAGGCAUGUAUCAUCAGAACCACGCGACGUCAGUCGUUUGCUCCGCCCACACCACUAAACAGGAAGUCGCUGUGACAGCCUUCGAAGUUCAUGGAUCCAAGAAGGGCAUGUCGAGGGCCGGUGUGACGAGGGGUGAUGCACAGGGUUUCAGAGGUGCAGGAAGUUUCCUUGCAGGGGAAAUGUGCCGAAAGACAAGAAGUUUCGGUGACUUGUGUCAAUGAUUCGCGUUUGAAUUCAGCGUUCCGUAAAGGUGGCUCGCGUAGAUUGUUGUAGGUCUUCUGGAAUCAUGGCAGAUUGACCAUUUCGAAAUGUCCGCAAAGCUACGGUUAAUAGUUCGGAGAGCCCUUGGUGGAUUCAGGUGCCGGGUCCUGGACGCAAGACAAAGACAUGUUGUUUGUCGGCCUCAACUUCGUCCCCUGAGCUGCUCCUACAACCUGGAGAGACCCCAUAGAUCAGGUCCGAGCAGCCUUUCCCUCAGGAGCCAUACAUGCGGGGAACUGAGGAGCGAGCAUGUCGGAGAGAAGGUCUCACUCUGUGGUUGGGUCCAGUAUCUGAGACAAGAUCUUUUUGUCAUUCUUCGUGAUUUCAGCGGCCUCACACAAGUCCUUAUUCCACAAGAUGAAGCUGCAAAUCCACUGAGAGAAACCCUAUGUAAACUAACAGUGGAGUCUGUCGUCAAGGUCACAGGAACAGUCACCCAGCGGCCUGCAGGACAGGAGAAUAAGGCAAUGCCAACUGGAGAAAUAGAGGUUGUUGCUGAGAGUGUGGAAGUGUUCAAUCUGUGUCGGAAGUUGCCUUUUGAGAUAAAGGAUGCUGUGAAAAAAUCUGAGUCCUUGCGCAUGCAGUUUCGCUACCUGGACUUGAGAUCCUCAUGGUUGCAGAACAACCUCCGACUGAGAUCUGAGAUGGUGAUGAAGAUGAGGGAUUACCUCUGUAACCAACACGGAUUUGUGGAUGUGGAAACGCCGACUUUGUUCAAGAGGACUCCGGGGGGAGCCAAAGAAUUCUUGGUUCCGUCACGAGAGCCGGGCCGCUUCUACUCACUCCCACAGAGUCCCCAACAGUUUAAACAACUCCUCAUGGUAGCAGGGAUCGACAGGUACUUCCAGAUUGCCCGUUGCUAUAGAGAUGAAGGUUCUAAGCCAGACCGGCAACCAGAGUUCACACAGGUCGAUCUAGAAAUGUCUUUUGUGGAGCAGGCUGGCAUCAUGACCUUGGUGGAGGGGCUGUUAAAGCACUCCUGGCCUGCAGAGACAGGCACCUUGACGGUUCCUUUCCAAAUAAUGACUUAUGAAGAAGCCAUGAGAGACUAUGGUGUGGACAAACCGGACACCAGGUUCAACAUGAAGCUCGUUGACCUCCGAGAGGUUUUCCUGAACACAAACAUGGACAUUUUUAAAUCGACUAUCAGCCAGCAAGGAGGCUCCAUUCUGGCUAUCUGUGUCCCUGACGGUGGGAGACUGUUCUCUGGUAAAAAUGUGGAAGAACUUAGAAGUACAGCCAAGAAUCAGUUCAAGCAGGAGCUCAGCACUGUUGUGCUGAAAGCCGACGGCACACUGAAGUCAGCGCUGAAGAACCGGAUGUCUGAGUCAGAAAGAGAGAGUCUUCUUCAAACAACUGGAGCCAAACCAGGAGACCUGCUCCUGUUAGCUGCUGGCCUUCCUCAAACUGUGCGCCCCCUCCUGGGUCACCUCCGCCUGCAGUGUGCAGCCCUUCUGGAGUCUCAUGGCGUCUCCCUGCGUGACCCUACAGCUUUCCAUUUCUUAUGGGUGGUGGACUUCCCUCUGUUCCUGCCAAAGGAAGACCAGCCAGAGCAGCUUGAAGCAGCCCAUCAUCCCUUCACUGCUCCUGUGCCGGUCGACAGACACCUGCUUUACACCGACCCUCAAAAGGUCCGAGGGCAACACUAUGACCUUGUGUUGAAUGGCUGUGAGAUUGGUGGAGGCUCGAUCCGAAUCCACAAGGCUUCAGAGCAGCUACAUGUCUUGAAGAAUGUCCUCAAGGAAGAUGCCAGUAUUCUGUCUCACCUUCUGGAAGCUCUGGACUCUGGAGCACCACCACAUGGAGGCAUUGCGCUCGGUUUGGACCGGCUUGUCUCAAUCGUCGUCAACGCUCCAAGCAUACGUGACGUCAUUGCUUUUCCAAAGUCCUUCCGUGGCUUUGACCUCAUGAGCAAGGCCCCCAGUUAUGUCUCAGCGGAGGAGCUAAAGCCUUACCACAUCUCAGUGAAGUGGCCGUCAGACCAAAGUGGAGGAUCGGAGGCCGAGAAAUAACAAGACUCAAUGAGCAGACGUGACGUCCAUCAAAGAUGUAGUGUUGUUGAUGAACUGAGCAACAUUAAUAAAAAUGAGUGAUUUGUAAAGAGU
This is a messenger RNA of Synchiropus splendidus (mandarinfish), 2385 nucleotides long. RefSeq names its product aspartyl-tRNA synthetase 2, mitochondrial (gene dars2). Bases 328 to 2292 code for a protein of 654 amino acids. Gene Ontology annotation, cellular component: mitochondrion; cytoplasm. NCBI's taxonomy places the organism in Eukaryota, Metazoa, Chordata, Actinopteri, Syngnathiformes, Callionymidae. Gene Ontology annotation, biological process: aspartyl-tRNA aminoacylation. Gene Ontology annotation, molecular function: nucleic acid binding; ATP binding; aspartate-tRNA ligase activity. The record is from RefSeq and is a predicted model, not a curated record. The transcript has 17 exons.